GCCAYUCGUUUCAAUGUACGGUUAGUAAAUGUGUUUAAUAAAUGUUAUUGCCAGCUAGCGUCUGUGCUGCCACUGCUACUGCCUGUGCUUGCACUGUUGCAUCAAUAGCAACAACAAAUAAGCAAAAUUUUAUUAUCGCGGCAUUUGCUGUGUAGCAGCWCAUACGAGUACAUAUUGUGUGCACUAUAGUUUCUAGGAGAUUACAGUGUAUAUAUAUGUGUGUGUGUGUAUAUGCAACUUUACCUCGACUGCAGCAAGCAGGCAGCCAGGCAGCCGCAAGCCACAUCCAGAUAUAGGCGAAUAGUCAGCCGGUUUGUUGGUUAGUCAGUGACUGAAGUCAAAGUGUCAGCCGGUCGCUGGGUCGGUGUAAUUCAUUCGCGUAUGUUUGUUAUACAAAGUGUUUUUGUUUAAUAUAGCGUUCGACUCGACGUGUGUUUUGUGUGUGUUCAAACACUUUUUGUUUUAUUUUGUUAUUGUAAAUUUUGCUUCGUCGGCCGGGUUUUUGUCGUCUCGCUUUUGUUUGGUCUUUCGUCGGCGCGCUGGCCUUCCUGUGGAUUCUGGUAACAGCGCGGAUACAUCUGUCUGCACGUCGGGUACAACCGUGUAUUGCAGCAAAUAGUCGCCGUCGCGUUCGGUGUGGCAGACAGGCAGCCAAAAUAGGCAGCAAAUUAUCGUUGCCGUGUUGCAUUUGAGCCGCUUUGUCCGCAUUGCAGUGAAUACAGACGAGUGCAGAUUUUUUUUUUUUACAUAAUUCGUGUUUCGAAACGUUUUUGGUAUUUAAUUUGUGCAUAUCUGCGUGAUUAUUCGACGGCGGCAAAGAAAUAUACAAAAAAACGAGCUUAAAUUGCUUUGACCGCAUCGGAGCAAUUAUUUGUGAUUUUUACCUUUAGAAUGUAAUUAUUUUUUCUUACGUUUUUGGCUUGGUUGCAGCUUUUAACUGCACAUGGGGGGAAAAAGUCAAAAAACCAUACUGCGAGGCACGCGAUUUUAAGCUUUGUUGUUGUAAUAGCAACACCUUUUUUAAAUAACUCAUAACCAUUGGUUAUUGGUUGGCUUUUAGUUAAAUACGGUCUGUCAGCUUAAAUUGGUCCAGUUUUUCUGAGCAAAAGCCAACGUGUUAAAAAGCACUUAAUUGUUGUUGCUUAACAAAUUGCCCAAACUGGCUCAAGUGUUUUAAAUUUCGGCAGAAAAGUAUACUUCGUACGCGUCAUGCUGAUAACAAUUUUAUACAAUAGUAAAUAUUAUUUAUUUACCAACACAGUGAACAACAAAAGCAACACAUGGAAAGUAAUAAGAAUACUCCCCCUCCAAUCCCGCAUAGAAACAAGUUGGYAGUAGACAAAAAACAUGUUUUCAUUAUAUAAUUUUUUGUGAAGAAAUAUACAAAAAUAUAAAAAAGUGCUGUUAAUUUUAGCAAAGAAAGCUACCUGAGCCAAAGCAAGUCAACUCAAAGAAAUAACAAAAURAAAGAUCACACCGGUGUCUAUGUAAAUAUUAUAUAAAAAAAAUAUUGACAAAAACAGCAAAUGAAUAAGCGUUUAACUAACACAGCUGCAAGCGUAAAACCGUACAUAUAUAAAUAUACAAAGAAGCUUUAUGGAUAAAGUGUAGCAACAAGACAAUGAAAUAAGUGAAGCUAAUAAUAAAAGAAGUUCGCCUGUUCUCAAGAAAGCAAAAAUCUCGCACACCGCAACUCUACAGGUGAGCUAUGCUAGUGUUUGUGUUCAAGAAGUGGAAGACGGCAAAAGUGAAUURAGCAACGGUUAGCUUACGAAGCAGCCAACUAGCCGCGAGCACUGCUCGAAACAGUGUAGAAUCAGGAAAAACUGAAAAAGUGUAUAAGAAGAAUAGCUAUUUGGCUAAAAAGUGCGACGAGAAGGUAACGACCACACAAAGCAUUCCCAAGAAAAGGUCUAAAACGCACACACACGUUCGCACAAUAAUAAAAWUUACAACAAAUAACAAAUACAAUUACUUUAAAAACGUGUGUAUCCAAAGCAUAAUUGAUAGCAAAACGCUGCAAGAAGUGAAGACGAAACAACAGCAAAAACGUUGAACACGUUAAAAACGCACAGGAAGCCAACAACGGUGGAGCAAACAACGUUGACUCGACGCGCGUACCACACGCACACGCAUACAGACGUACAUAGUAAAUACUCAAAUCGACAUUUAUUUACCGCUGUGAUUCAAAAAAAGUAGCCAAAAUCACACUAAGACUGCGUUCCUCAGCGCAAAGUCAACAACUCCGCCGCCUUCAACACACACACUCGAACGCGCAUAUGCACGCACAUAGCUACCUCCGAAAAAUUCUAAACCACCGAUUUAUAUACAGAUAUUUGUUUAUUUAUAUAAAACAACUUUUUGUUGUUGUCGAAGUGUAACAAAAAAAAAAAAAAGUAACACUACAUCAAAAUGAUGAUGAUGGAUACGACAAGCGGCGAACAAGCCGGUCCACUCGACAGUCCGCGGGCAGGUGAUGUACCCGCGAUUGCGGCCACCUUCACAGUUGUGAAAAUGGACGAAGCACACACCGAGGCAAUGGAUGCGGAGAGCAAUAACAAUCACAUUGAAGUGCACGAGUACAAGGAGCAUCGCAAGAGCAAGAAGAAGAAACGCGAUAAGCGUGAUAAGGAACGACGUAGCGAAAAGCACCAUCGUCGCGAGCGUGAUGGUGAACGUCAUCAUCAUCGACGUCAUCGUGAUCGCGAACGUGAUGAUGGCGAACAUCAUCAUCACAACAAUCAUCAUCACCAGCAUGCGCAUCUGAAUCACUCUACCUCAGCAUCGUCAUCGCCCUCCUCAUCGGCGUCAUCGUUUUUAUCAGCGACAAUAUCAAAUGAAUAUAUUGCCGUGUCACCCGCCUCUUCAUCGCCCUGCUGCAGCGUAGUGUCAGCGGUGAGCAGUAACGCCAGCGUAGUGACGGCAACUACGGCAACGGCGUUGUCAUAUCCGCACAAUUUGAAAAUACGUUUCCUGCUUUCCGGGCAAAAAACUGAACUGAGUCCACCCGCACAUCAAACACACAGCAMCGAUGCGAAUAGCACGCAAAGCGGUAGCAACGGUUCUGGCAACAGCAGCCACAAUUCGGCCUCAUCAGGUGCAACAUCCGCUUCAAUAUCCGCCUCCAUUGCCUCCACUGCGGCGGCAUCAACACUCUCCACCGCCACCGCCUCGCACAAAUACACACUGUCAACGGAUGCCAAAAAUGGUGGUGGCGGAGCAACAAAUUUAAGCACCAGCAAUGUCAACUCGUCGGCGUCGAAUGCGCAUAAAUCCAACACCGCUGGCAGUACAAAUAGCAACAACAACAGCGGUAGCAAUUCAAAUGCCCAAAAUUACACCAGCGCAAAGGAGCAGCAGCAUCAUCGCGAUGACCGUUACACCACACAAGCGCCAACGAACAGCGCUGCGAAUGCCGCCAGCAAUGCAGCGAAUGCGGCAGCCAACGCGCCCAGCCUAUAUGUCUCUGUGCCACUCUCCACCGCCAAUGUACCUGGAAUCAAUUUGCCAACAAGCAGCGCAGCAGGUGGCGCAACAGAUCACCAUGCCCCACCUUCACAGUCGACGCGCGCAGCUGCAGCAGCUAUAAGUCAACAGCAACAACAUCAGGGUGGUGCUGCAACAAUUAAUAUGACAGGGAGCAACACGUCGGGCACGCAUGCGACUGCCACAACGACAGCACUUGGUGCGAUUGGUAGUAGUGGUGGUGGUGGUGGCGCUGGUGGAAUGCUGGAGCGACAAUCACCACGCAUUCAUCAUCAACCGCCGGCGCUUUCCGAACAUCACAGUAAUAGUAACAGCAGUUAUUUUGCUAGUUCGGCAAGUGGUCUGCCAACAGCGGCGCAUAGCAGUGUCAUACAUCAGAGCGGUAAAUCGCCAUCGGGCAAUAUGAUGUUGAGCGCAAGCAGCAAUCCCAAUCUGAUGGCCACCACAACGGAGACUGGCAACCUGAAAAUCAGUUAUGAAAAGCAAACAACGCGUGUCAGUCAGCUGCAAGAGCAAGAAACAGCACCAGUGCGAAGGAGCAGGUCGCGUUCGGGUGAGAGUAGUAUGCAAGCGUUACAGGCGCAACAACUACAACAACACCAUCAACAGCAGCAGCAGCAGCAACAGAGUGGUCAAUCACAGCAGCAGCAGCAGCAACAACAAGCGUUGGCAACACAAAAAACCAAUUCCCGCUCCGGUAAGAAAAGGGCCGCAGCUGCCGCAGCAGCAGCCGCAGCCGCCGCCGCUUUGGUUGGCAACAAAAAUCGCGAUUCGCCAAUWGAAAAGCUAACGAAAUCAUCACCGUCGCCAAUACAACAACAUUUUCGCAACGAAUUAGCAACRCCUACACCACCACCAAACGCACCCUCACCACUGUCACUGCCACCGCCUAGCGCUUCGACACCGACACCAACACCCACACCUACACAUACACCUUCACCAUCGCCGGUUGUAAUGUUACAAGGCAGCAGUAACAGCAAURCAUCCAAUACAGCAUCACCAACAAGGCAAAAGCAUGCCAACGGCAACGGUGGCAACGAAGCGAACGGCGCUGGCRACGUGAAUGCCAAUGGGGGAAGUAAUAAUGGUGGCGGUGUCAGUGGCACAUCAACAAAUAUGGUCGCGACAAAUCUUACGCUGGCAGGUGCAACAUCCAGUUCAGGUCUCACAACCGCUGCCUCGUCCUUCUCCAGUCAUGAUUGUGACAUGUCUGGUGCCACUGUCAAAUCGGGUAACAACAACGACGAAGUUGUGAAUCUUAGCUCUAAUCAGGGCGCUUUAAAUAAUGCCAGACGUGGCGGUGGUAAURCCUCAAGUACUGCAAUAGAAGGUGGCAAUAUGGGCGCCACCGGCGCGGGUGCGUCUGGUAAGAACACAAACGAUGCAUCUUUGAUAACCACAAAUCUAGGUGGAAAACCACUGAAUAAGAAAUUGUUACGUGCACAACAAACGCUCUAUCAGCAACAGUUAGCCGCGCAGCAACAACAACAGCAGCAACAACAAAAGCGUUCACCUGAUCACAAAAAUGGUGGCGGUAGAAAUACAAAUGCCACCACAGGCGCAACUGCCGCCACUUCCUCCACCUCCUCAACCAGUUCCCCUUCCUCUAAUACGGCCACAGUUUCGCCUGCUAAAGCUUUAACUAAUCUAACCAAUACUAAACCUAAUAACAAUCCUUCCACUGCUAAUCCCUCAAGUAACACUGCAACAUCAACUGCUUUUACUAACUCAACCACUAGCCACAAUUUAAAUAACAGUAGCAAUAGCAAUAUUAAUAACGGCAAUAGUAGUAGCAAUAGCGCCACUAACACAAGUCAGCUGCAAACGCAACAGCAUCAGCAACAACAACAACAAUCCGCUCAACAGCAACAGCAGCAACAAAAUAAUGUUGCUGCUGCUAGCGACAGUAAUAAUGAUAUCAUAGAAAUUUUGCAAUUAACCCCAACCAACACUUCUACUUCUUCAACGCUAACUCAUCAUCAACAUCAUGCCUCUAAUCAUCCACCACAAUCAAAAACAUUGCAAACCCCCGCAAACUUGGCAACAACUUCAACAACCACAUCGGCUGGUAUACACCACAGAACGCCAGAUAGCGGCAUCUACUCCUCCUCGUCCUUUGUGGCGAACAGCAGCACCGUAUCGAAUGCCUCCUCGAGCAGCAGCAGUAGUAGCGUUGGUUGCGGUGGCCUAAAAUUCAGUUACGAACCUCAAGCCGCGGCAAUCGAUUCGCCGGCAGCACAUUUACUCACCGCCGUCACAACUGCAACAGCGUCGUUAAACGCAAUGACGACUAAUAUUACCACAACCACCUCUACCACAACCAUCAAAGACUCACCGCCCAGCUCACCAGGCUCCGAAAUCGGUGCAGUGGCAACAGCGCCACGGAAACGUGGACGUAAAGCAAAAGAUCCACUUGCAAAUGCGAAUGAGGCGAAAGUUGAUGUCAAAGUUUUUCAGAAUGGUGGUCAUGUCUUAGGUGCCACGCCCACAACCGCCGCUGCAGCAAAUAUGGCGAACAGUGCGCCGUCAGGUGUGCCCAGUAGCGGUUCGACGUUGCACACCGCUGCCCACAUGCUCGGCAAUCAACUAAAUCCGAAUAGCAAUGUGGCACAGAAGCUCUCCGACCAACUGCACAUGGAAAUACAGGAUCACAGCAUCUACACCGCAGAUACUGUAACACCGCAAUUUGUGGGUGUACCUUUCCCAGGCAAAUCGACGCGUAACACUACUUCGACGCCGAUCUCAACCAGCAACAACACGCUCACAAUCAACUCAGUCAGCGCUGUAACACCCGCAACAGAAAUGACCGGUGGCACAUCAUUAGCAUCGAUGUUCGGCAGCGGUGUGAAUGGUAAUAUGUCCAUACCGCAAAGUUUGGAACAACUGCUCGAACGUCAGUGGGAACAGGGCUCACAAUUUCUCAUGGAGCAGGCGCAGCACUUUGACAUCGCUUCUUUGCUCUCCUGCCUACAUCAAUUGCAACGUGAAAAUGUACGCUUAGAGGAACACGUGACCAGUCUGAUUGCACGUCGGGAUCACCUGCUAGCUGUGAAUGCACGGCUUGCCGUUCCACUGAAAACGAAUACUACGCAGAGCCAAGCCACGGCCGUAUCAUCGACAGCGAUAUCCACCAGUGUUGCCASCGUCUCGACAACAGCUCCAGCCGCAGGCGUUGCGACAGCGACCUCGGCAAUAGCAGCUGCCUGUGCAGCAGCAGCAAUAGCAACAACAACAGCAGCGGUUAAUGCGCUUGGCGGUAACAAUGCGGGCACUGGCGUCGGAGCUACAGGCGGCACUAGUACCAUUGGCCCUGCCAAUGCCGGCACCGCUUUAACAACUGUUGUAACUGCUGCAGCAACGUCACUUGCUACCGCUGUGACCACRUCGCUAACUGCUAUGACUGUGAAUACACGCGUGCCCAAUACSAGCACAACGGCAUCAGCUGGUGCAGGGGGUGGGGCACCAGCUUCGCGCCUAAAUACAAGUGUGCCACAACAACACGUGUUGGAAAAUGGCAUCGAYUUUCGGCAAGCAAGCGCAGCAACAACGACAACGUCAGCGCAUGGUGGUACAGUUGGCAGCGGUGGAGGCGUUGGUCCACCCAUGGGCAUGAGGCACUCCACGGCCAGCUAUGUAAGUGCCUCAGGAAUACCAGCAACCAGCAUUGCAGGCAAUCUGGCAACAGCAAUGCAUCCCAAUAAUCUCGAAGGMCUUGGCAACAUGYAUACAACAGCUGCAACCACAGGUGGCGCAGCAACCGCUGUUGUUGGUAUGUCCACAAUGACGGCAAAUCGUCUUGCACAACAACAACAACAACAACAACAGCAUCAACAGCACAUGCAUUCAUUGCAUCAGCAGCAACAGCAACAACACCAGCAUCAUCAAAUGUCGCUUGCGGCCGCACAGCAACAACAGCAGCAGCAGCACAUAGCACAAAGUGCCGCCGCAGCAGCGGCCAUGCAUCAUCACCAACAGCAACAACAACAGCARCAGCAGCAGGCUGCUCAUACGCACUUGCACGCCACCCAUCCGCUACAUCUAGCACACACGCAUACACAUGCACCGCACGUGCACACGCAUGCUCCUCAUACACAUCACGCACAUCAAACGCAUCCCAAUGCCCAAGUUAACGUCAACGUCAACGCCGGCAUCGGUGUCGGUGUAGGUGUCGAACCACAUUCACUUGCAUCAACGCGUCUCGGUGGCGUCGGAGGAAAUGGCGGUAUGGUGGGCAUGGUUGGGCCACACAUUGGCAAUAAUAAUAAUCCGAAUAGCAGCAACAACACCGCGGCAUCACGAGUCGCAGCUAAGACGCGACGAUAACCUAGUAAAGCCCAGCUGAAAAUCGACAGCAGCUUUAUUGGCCUUUCGCCCUAGCCGUCAG
Messenger RNA from Bactrocera latifrons, 7870 nucleotides. Its product is annotated as serine-rich adhesin for platelets-like. The record is from RefSeq and is a predicted model, not a curated record. The coding region runs from base 2413 to 7809 and encodes 1798 amino acids. The transcript is spliced from 9 exons. Lineage: Eukaryota; Metazoa; Arthropoda; Insecta; Diptera; Tephritidae.